GUUAUACGAUUUUAACGGGCACCGGGCAGCUAACCAAACAAUAUUUUCCACGGCCAUAUCCUAAGAAAGCGUAUAACUAACUAACUAACCGACCUAACUAACUAACCGACUAACUAACUAACAGUGGCGUUGAGUCAGAAGAAACCGUACCCCAGUUCCUUCUAUCUGACGUUACACCACACAUCACUGAGCAGCGGCUGUACUCCAGGCUGUACCUAAAACAGGUUUCCGUAGCAACGCGGUCACAACUUCCAAACAGUCAGUGCUCCGUACACAGCAGUUUCUUGCUCUGCUUCCAAAAUGUAUUCAGAAAAAUCCUCAAUUCUCAUGAGUAACGAUCUUCUGUCGACAAAAGCUGGGUACGAUGGAAUAAAUGCCCAGAUCUCUCAGAUCCCAGGACUGUCCCCAACCAUCAGCUCUCUUCCAGAGGAGAGGGCCCGAGGGCGGAGGGCCGGAGUCCUAGAGAGUGAUUCUGACUAUGUCAAGCUUGCAAAACAAGGAGGGCAUAAGGGACUUUUGUGGCAUGAGGAAACAAUUACUUCUAAAUCGAAUGCAUACAAACCUCCAGACUGGUUCUGCACUGCAUCAGAAGACAAUAACAAACCAAGUCUAAUUAACAGUGAAGAGAAGAAAAACCCUGGAGCUUUUCAACUGCUAGAGCCCCCCUUUGGGACUGACAAUAUGUCAGCCUGGGAGAGGGAUGAUAGCAGCAGCAAUGGCAAAGAGAAGAACGACAAUGUUCAUUACAGCCAGAUGGAAAAAUUGCAGACAUCCAAUCAAUAUUAUGAGGCCAGCAAAUUCAAGAGGAUAGUGUUUGACAAGAAACCACCUCCUGUCAACAUGUCUAAGCUGUUGAGCUUUGGUUAUGCAGAAGACAACGCUGAUUUGUCAAAUUAGAAGACUGCCAGUGCGUGGGAAAAGGAUGUACAAACUCAAAUGCUUCCAACAGGAAUAGUUGCCAUCCUCUCCUCUAACAACAUUAAUGUCUUUGCCCCUUCAUGCUGAGCCGCAUCAAACAUUUUACUUAGUUGCAAUUGUUUUGUCAUGUUAGAUGUAUUACUCAAGUAUGAAAGUGCUUCAUUGAAUUAAAGCUUGGACCUUUUAUUUAUUGUGCCUGUUAGUGGUUACUGAUUAACUGCAUUCCUUAAGUAAAGAAGGCACCAUUAACUCUAGUGUUAAGUUUGUUGCUGUGUCUGUAACUCUGUAAAAGGCAGCUUUAAGGAAUAAAAGUCAAAUAUUUCAAAUAAAAUUAAAGUUAUUAAAAAUG
Siniperca chuatsi (mandarin fish) is the source of this 1267-nucleotide messenger RNA. RefSeq lists its product as uncharacterized. The transcript is spliced from 8 exons. The coding region runs from base 301 to 897 and encodes 198 amino acids. The record is from RefSeq and is a predicted model, not a curated record. Lineage: Eukaryota; Metazoa; Chordata; Actinopteri; Centrarchiformes; Sinipercidae.